GCGGGUGGCGAGCGGAGUCUCCGCAGCGGCCGGGCGGGUUGCAGUCGGGCAGGUGGAAGAGGCGAGGCCGGGGCUGGAUCCGACAGGGCGCGGGGGUCGCGGGCGCCCCGGGAGCUGCCUGGAGCGGGGAGCCCGGCUGUAGGGCCCCGCUCCUGCCUUUGCACCCCCAGGGGGGGGGGGGAUCCUGCGUGGGGCUGAUGCUGCAUUAAAGCCGCCCCAGCCGUCGGGGGGCAGGAGCUGGGGGGAGCCCCGCGGCGGGGGCGGGGGGUCCUGGGCUCGCCCCCCGGGCGCGAUGCGGGGCGCCCGGGGGCAGCUGGCGGCGUUGCGGGGGCUGCCCCCCUGCUGAGCCCGGGGACUGGGGGGGGGCUCCCCGCUGGGGGUUCGCCCGGCCCCGCCGCGUGCGGGAUGGAGGGGCCGGGCUGCGGCGAGCCGCUGCCCCCCGACCUGAAGGAGCUGGAGAGCAAGGUGGGGCGGCGGGCCCCCGAGGGGCUGGUGCGCUGGCUGCGGGAGGACCCGGCCGCCGCGCUGCUCGGGGAGAGCCCGGCCCGGGGGCAGCGCCGGGGGCUGGCCGGGAAGAUCAAGGCGCUGAAGCUGGAACUGGCCUACCUGCGAGCUAUCGACGUCAAGAUCCUGCAGCAGCUGGUGGUGGUGAACGAGGGCAUCGAGGCCGUGAAGUGGCUCCUGGAGGAGAAGGGGACCCUGACCAGCCACUGCAGCAGCUUGGCCAGCAGCCAGUACAGCUUGGUGGAGAGCCAGGAGACCUCGCGCCGGGGCAGCUGGACCAGCCUGCAGGACCCCAGUGAGAAGCUGGACAGCAUCUCCGUUGGCAGCUACCUGGACACGCUGGCUGACGAGAUGGACGAGUACAGCCAGGGCGCCAUGGAGCCUGUCCUGUCCUCCACGCCGGGCAGACCAGGCAUCCCACCGGCCAGGCUGGAGCAGGACUGGUCCAGGAGCGACCCAGACAGGGGCCUGCCCAGUAAGCCAGGCAGCCCGCAGGACAAAUGCAAAGCGGACCCGGAGUGGCUCCGGAUGGACCAUUCCUUGGCCCGGCCUGCCCAGGAGCAGAGCACCAGGGACUCAGCCAGAGCAGCAAAGCAGCCCGCUGGCCCUCAGCCGCCCCAGGUGGCCAACGGCUUCUUGGGCAGACAGGCUCCUGCUUUGGAACCCAGUAAAGAGGCCAAGGGGGAGAGGCUGAGCAAGAGCAGCCCGGCUCGGACGGCCUGGAGGAACGGCCAAGUCGACUGUGAGCCCUGCAAGCUCAAGGGCAAACUCCACCUGGAGUACGACGCCCACUGGCGCUGGGUGCAGUCGCAGGACGAUGUGACCUUCUUGUAGCCUCUGGAACCCAGCUCGCGAGGGGCCGCGUGGAAUCCUCCGCGCCCGCCCGGCCGAUCCUCGCCCAGAUAAGCACUCGGCGUACGGAGGGGGAGACCAAACUGGCUGCACUGGGCUUCCUCAAAAUUCCCCACGAGCACCGGUGGGAUCAGCCUGCGGCGCUCCCCACGGCGUCCCCUUUGCAACGUGACGUUUCCCUCGGGGUCGGCGUGGGACCUGCGCAAUGCCAGACCGUGGCGCUGCACGGCGGGAAGUUGGACUUCUCCUGAAUCGUGAAGAGGGGCGAUCGCACUAGGGGGGUAACGGGAGGAGCAAGGCUGCACCUCCCAUAAAGGCACUUGGGGCUCACCCCGCUUUUAUUAGUGCAGACGCUAGCGCAGGAUAGAGAGCUCUUCUCCAUUGGUUCGAUCCUGCGGUCAGCCGUCACCCUGGGUUUAAGGAAGGGAGGGUGGUGGAGUGAUUAGAGCAUGGGUCUAUUCCUGGCUCUGCCUCCGACUGGGACAUUAGCCCCUUAACUUUGCCAUGCCUCAGUUUACCCUUCUGCAAAAUGGGCCAAUACGCUACCUACCUGGCCGGAGCAGGCGUUUACUGACGGGCCAGUAGUGCUGCACCAGGAGGCAGACGGAGCCCAGCCCGGGGAGCAUGGAGGUCCUGCAGACAGAGCCUGUUGGAGCGGGGCGUGUCAGCACUUGGGGCCUUGCAGCCUUUGCCAUGGCUGGGGCGGGGAUGUCACGGGCUGGGCAUGACCUCACUGGAGGACUGGGCCAGGGCAGCGGAGUGGUUGUAGAGAGGGAGCCCCAUGUUUCAACGACGCAUCUGGGUUGUUUCUAGAGCCUCUACGUUUUCCUUUUCUACGCCUGCUGCCCCGCCCCGCUCCUAUCCUCACCGCCCCACUGCUGCCCCUCGAAACCAGGUGAGAGGGCUGGGGGGGCCUAAAGGGCCCCUAAAAGCCCCAGUUGGAGUCAGGUGGGGAUUUCCCCAGGGGCAGGCACUGCGGAGAACAACCGUAGGGCUGCCCUCCAAGGACUCUGCUGCAAGCCCUGGCGCAGGGGGCAUGCUGGGAGGGGGGCUCAAAGUGGACUUUGGGGGUGGAUUCUAGGCAGUGCUGCGGACCAUGGGACAGCCUGGGGAGGCGGCUGUAACUUAAACAGGCCCCCAGGAGUGCCUAUGUUAUAGGGGCCCUAGACCAGCCCAAGAUAAGAAUGCAGCCGGGCAUGUUGGGCUGCAUGAGUAGGAGCAUUGCCAGCAGAUGAGGGAAGUGAUUAUUCCCCUCUAUUCGGCACUGGUGAGGCCACAUCAGGAGUAUUGCGUCCAGUUUUGGGCCCCCCACUGCAGAAGAGAUGUGGACAAAUUAGAGAGAGUCCACAACGGAAAUGAUCAGGGAUCUGGGGCACAUGACUUAUGAGGAGAGACUGAGGGAACUGGGAUUGUUUAGUCUUCAGAAGAGAAGAGUGAGGGGGGAUUUGAUAGCAGCCUUCAACUACCUGAAGGGGGAGGUCCAAAGAGGAUGGAGCUCGGCUGUUCUCAGUGGUGGCAGAUGACCGAACAAGGAGCAAUGGUCUCAAGUUGCAGUGGGGGAAGUCUGGAUUGGAUAUUAGGAAACACUAUUUCACUAGGAAGGUGGUGAAGCACGGGAAUGGGUUACCUAGGGUGGUGGUGGAAUCUCCAGCCUGAGAGGUUUUUAAGGCCCGGCUUGACAAAGCCCUGGCUGGGAUGAUUUAGUUGGGGUUGGUCCUGCUUUGAGCAGGGGGUUGGACUAGAUACCUCCUGAGGUCUCUUCCAACCCUAAUCUUCUAUGAUUCUAUGAUCAGGGUGCAAAGGUGGCUUAAAAGUCUCGAGAACACCCCUCUGGGCGGCAGGUUCUCGGCAGCACCUCUUGGCAGGGCACAGAAUCCCCCCCGUGCGUAUCGGGUCAGAUCAAAUUUGUAACUGCCCAGCCCCCAACCUUGCCCGGGGAUCUGUAAGUCCAGCUUCGCCUCCCGUCCAGUCUGUCUGGCUCAGCCGAAUUGCACUGCAGACGCAAGCAGGUACAAUUGACAGGUUCGCCCUGGCACACCUAGGUCGUUCUUCCCGAGCCGGGGUGGGUUUAUUCCAGGACUGAAAGCAGAAAAGUGAUUAAAACUUUUUUGUCAUUAAAAUCAACCAGUGCGAAUCCGAAGCCACCCAAGGAGCUGCUUUGUGCCAUUGUUAUGUGGGCACGUUCCAUCGGAACUGCGUUUUAAACCAGUUUUCUUCAUGUUUCCAAACGCCUCUCCGUUUUGGGUAGAAGUUGAGUCUGGACAUUGGUUGGCCUACAACUUUGCAUUGCAUCUUGAGAUGGAAACCUGCCCCAGUCAUAACCUAGGCGUGGAUAACCAGGAGUUGGGGACCUAGCAGCCCAUACCUGCAAGGCAAAUGGGGUGAUAAUUUAAAGGAGACAUGAGACCAUCUAACCCGCUGUAGGUCUCUCUUUGUGACUGUUUCAAGCCCAACCCAACCGUUGCCGCACCCCUUUGGUGCAGACCGACGCUGAACACCAAAUCAAUUGGCGAGGCAGAAAGACCCUCUGCCUGGCGUACCCGGUCUUUGUCCUUCUCUUUCUGUGCUGAACGUGGCUUGGCUUGGGAGGUUCAUCCCAACGGUCUGAAUCGCGGUCCGGAAGAACCCUGCAGGCCUGAUUCCCUUUCCCUGAUGCUGCUGCAAAUCCAGAGCACUUCCACGGGAGGCAGUGUAAACACAAGUGUGCUGAAACUGGUUUGAAGUGGUUUCCAUUAUAUCCAGGGGUUACGGUUUGGUUCAAUGGCUCUCAGCACCUCAUUAUACAAAUUGUUCCAGGCCCCCUGCAAGUGUAAGGGACGGGUAAUCCCGGCAGUGUAAAUUUCGGCAACUGGAGAAAAGGAGAAGCGGGUUCCGACAUAGCAUUGUCCCUUCCUUGACCCAUGUAAGGGCGACGGGAUUGCUGAACGCACUCGAGACCUGCUUAUGCUCAGCCCAGGAAUCUGUGAGCGCAAUGGCUGCCCGCUGUCCUCAUGCCCAGAAGCAGUGCCCAUAUUUCACCCGGAUUGCCAGGUUCCUAAGGCACUCAGCCCGGGAUGGCACCACCUGAACGACUGGGAAUUCUGACUCCUCUUCCGUUGAGCCCUCCAGGAUUUGGCAGCCGCACCUUGGAUAUCGCUCUUAAUAUUAAUUCACUACCAAGCCCUGACCUUCAUUUGUGGUGGUUUGGCUUUUUUGUGUGUGGUUAAAACGCAUCUUCCCAGUGCAGCUGAUCCACAUCUCGCUUAUUUCCCCACAGCAGCAAGGCUGGAUCCUCAGGGCUGGGUUGUACGUGGACUGGCCAAAAGCGGAACAAAACUGAAAUUCAUGGGAAGGGGAUGGGCGACCGAAAGGCCACCUUGGCCUCGGGAAACCACAGUGACAAAACCCGGCAGUCCUGAAGCUUCCUGUAUCGCAUCCCCGGGACCAGCGCUGGGGCAGAGAAAAGACUGACUCCAUAAUGACCCAUCCCAAGAGGCUGUCUGUCUGUCUCUGCCCUUCCCAGCCUCUCCUGGUUUGCUGCCAUCCACACACGUCGCGUGUACACACAGCUACCUUCGUUUCCCAUAUAACCAGCGAAGCACCUGAAAGCAGUGGCGGCCCAUUGCCGGGGAAGGGGGCACCCUGCUUUAUUUAUCCAUGUUGUGCCAACUAAUGCUUCCUUUGCCAUGUUGCAUGUCAGCACAUGGGCACCUCUGCUCUGACGGCUGGGUAGCGAGCCGGUACCCUGGGGGAGGGAGGAAACACAGGUCAGGAUGCGCUCCAGGAGCAGGGUUGGCCAGUGCUGUUAAUAAAACCACUGUCAAUGUGAAUAGCCUGCUUAAUAAACAAUAACCCUCCUAAAACA
This is a messenger RNA of Chelonia mydas (Green sea turtle), 5200 nucleotides long. It is a transcript of the gene LURAP1, whose product is annotated as leucine rich adaptor protein 1. The record is from RefSeq and is a predicted model, not a curated record. Gene Ontology annotation, biological process: positive regulation of canonical NF-kappaB signal transduction; positive regulation of cytokine production. NCBI's taxonomy places the organism in Eukaryota, Metazoa, Chordata, Testudines, Cheloniidae. The transcript is spliced from 2 exons. Bases 406 to 1338 code for a protein of 310 amino acids.